ACUUGGUCUACCUGCUCCAUAAUGGCUUAGAUCUGGCAUGAUGAUAAGCUCCGUUGGCCUUGUGUAAAGACCUUGAUGUCUGGUUGCUGGUGCCGUUGAGCUUAGACCUAGACUGAGCGAUUCUAGUGUUGAAGUGGAAAGCUCUUUUUUAAUCUCUUUUCCUCAGCUCCAUCUCCCCCUCCAGCUGUUCCUGAUGCCAGACGGAGAGUGUGACUUCUUCUGCUUCUUCCGCUGCUGCUGAGCAUUGUCGCCCCGUUGUGGCCCCCGAGCCUGCUGGGAAGUGUAGUGUUUUGCAGCGUGUAGCAGCUGUGUGGUGGUGGUGAGGGGCAGCCGUCCCUCGGGAAGCAGCAGAGAGCGACAGACCGAGAGGGAUGUCCGUGGACAUGAGUAGCCAGGCCUCGGACAGCAACGAGGAGGACUUCGGCGAAGAGGAGGAGGAGGAUGAUGAGGACGGAGGCGAGGACGGGGACAUCGCCGACUACUACGAGGGGGUGGCAGGGGACGUGGAGCAGCAGGAGCCGGACUCAUUCGACCCCGAGGCCUACAGCUUCACUUGCCUGACGUAUAGAGACAGCCAGCGAUUGCUCAGCGACCAGGUCAAUGUGGUGGCCACAGCACUGAAGGUGGUGCCAGCCGUAGCCAAACUGGUGCUUUUACAUUUUCACUGGCAGGUGUCACAGAUACUGGAUAGGUGCAAGUCUAAUACGUCCCAGAUGCUGAGUGAAGCCCAGGUCCAGCCAGCCACCUGCAGAUCUGCGCCUAGCUCGUCGUCCUUGCAGUGUGGCGUGUGUCUGCAGCUGGUGAGGAAGGACGCCCUGCUGGCCCUGCCCUGCCACCACUCCUUCUGCAAGGGAUGCUGGGAGCAGCACUGCACCGUCCUGGUCAAGGAUGGCAUGGGAGUGGGCAUCUCGUGUAUGGCUCAGGACUGCUCACUGAAGAUGCCAGAGGACUUUGUGCUCCCUCUGCUGCCUGGAGACGAGCUGAGGGACAAAUACAGACGCUACCUCUUCAGAGACUAUGUGGAGAGCCAUUUCCAGCUGCAGUUGUGUCCAGGAGCGGACUGCCCCAUCGUCAUCCAGGUGCAGGAGCCCAGAGCCAGGAGAGUGCAGUGCAGCCGCUGUGGAGAAGUCUUCUGUUUCAAGUGUAGGCAGAUGUACCACGCCCCCACCGACUGCCCCACAAUACGCAAGUGGCUGACUAAAUGUGCCGACGACUCGGAGACGGCCAACUACAUCAGCGCACACACUAAAGAUUGUCCAAAGUGCAAUAUCUGCAUUGAGAAGAAUGGUGGCUGCAACCACAUGCAAUGCUCCAAGUGUAAAUAUGACUUCUGCUGGAUGUGUUUGGGAGACUGGAAGACCCAUGGCAGUGAGUACUACGAGUGCAGCCGCUACAAAGAGAACCCCGACAUCGUCAACCAGAGUCAGCAAGCGCAGGCCAGGGAGGCCCUCAAGAAAUACCUCUUCUACUUCGAGAGGUGGGAGAACCAUAAUAAGAGUCUGCAGCUGGAGGCCCAGACGUACCAGCGCAUCCAGGAGAAGAUCCAGGAGCGGGUGAUGAACAACUUAGGCACGUGGAUCGACUGGCAGUACAUGCAGAACGCUGCCAAGCUUCUGGCCAAGUGUCGCUACACGCUGCAAUACACAUACCCCUACGCCUACUACAUGGAGUCUGGGCCACGCAAAAAAUUGUUUGAGUACCAGCAGGCGCAGCUGGAGGCGGAGAUUGAGAACCUGUCCUGGAAGGUGGAGCGAGCAGACGGCUAUGACAGAGAGGGAGAGCUGAGCGCUAAUGACAGAGGGGAUCUGGAGAAUCAAAUGCACAUAGCUGAGCAGAGGAGACGCACACUGCUGAAGGACUUCCACGAUACCUGAACCUCCUCCCCCUCACCUCCCCAACAACACCUCCUCCCACAGCGCCCCAGCUACAUCAGCAGCGCCUCCUCCUCCUCCUCGCCUCUCUCCCACCUCCUCUCCAAAGACCCCCACCAUUGCAUCCUCCUCACCUCCACCUCCCUACCCACCGCAUACUCCCCAUCCCAUCACAUCACAUCGCCUCUCCCUUUCACUGAUCCAAACAUGUACUCCUUUAGUAUAUUCCGUUCACUAUCAUGGUCAGACAGACGAUGGCCACAAUCUGACCAUGAAAUACCCCACAUUCACACUACAGUGUUAUCAGAGAGUGCCGUUUUGGCCACACACACACACACGCGCACACAAGGAAAUGACUGCUUGCAAUCAGUCACACACUUUUCAAUGCCCGUCCCAUACACACUCGCACACUUGCACGCACAGAUAUACCCACGCACAAACACUUACAGAAACACUCCUCAGAUGUCCAGACUUAUCAAAAUCCUGUCCAUGUCCCUUCACCCCCGUCUCAUUCAGCUCCUCAAAUUGGCCACCUUUUUUUCUUUUACCCUUUUUCUGGACUUUCUUCUCACAUUUUGUCAGCGUAUUAUUUUGUUUAUGGAUUAAAGGCUGUUGAUAGUUAGAAAGUUUAAAAGGAAAAAAAAAUACAAAAAAAUACAAAACAAAAAUUGCUGUAAUUUUGAACGGUUGUACAUUAAUACAGAGAUAGUUACUGAGAGAAAGUUUUUAAAGCAGACACGGACUCCUGUGUGAUCAUUUUGGGUGUGGGGGACUCGACUGCAUGGAUCACAUGUGCUUCGUCUAAAACACCAAUACAAUCUUCUCACAGGACUCUUUAAUUUUCUGUUUUUGGAGAAAAAAAAUGUUUCCUUUGGCAUGGGCUUGGAGUCCUCUGGAUAAGUCUUUUUUGUGUUGGAGUGAUGACAAUAUUUUGCUUAAAAAAUGGGGAAAAUGCUUUACAGAAUGCAUCUUAUUUUCUGAGACAUGAAGAGAGUGGGGUCACUCCCAUAAACCAAGGGCCAUGACGAAGUCUAAUGCCUUUAAAAACGUUGUCUGUAAAUAAACCUUUUUCCCUGCUCUGA
This is a messenger RNA of Engraulis encrasicolus (European anchovy), 2953 nucleotides long. RefSeq names its product ariadne homolog 2 (Drosophila) (gene arih2). Gene Ontology annotation, cellular component: ubiquitin ligase complex; cytoplasm. The transcript is spliced from 16 exons. Lineage: Eukaryota; Metazoa; Chordata; Actinopteri; Clupeiformes; Engraulidae. The coding region runs from base 372 to 1874 and encodes 500 amino acids. Gene Ontology annotation, molecular function: zinc ion binding; ubiquitin protein ligase activity; ubiquitin conjugating enzyme binding. The record is from RefSeq and is a predicted model, not a curated record. Gene Ontology annotation, biological process: protein polyubiquitination; ubiquitin-dependent protein catabolic process; positive regulation of proteasomal ubiquitin-dependent protein catabolic process.